This is a messenger RNA of Ctenocephalides felis (cat flea), 644 nucleotides long. RefSeq lists its product as uncharacterized. The record is from RefSeq and is a predicted model, not a curated record. NCBI's taxonomy places the organism in Eukaryota, Metazoa, Arthropoda, Insecta, Siphonaptera, Pulicidae. The annotation marks the transcript as partial. The transcript has a single exon.
CUAGCAAGUUUGCAACCGGACGUGCCAAGGAAGAGCUUGUUCUGUAUGCAGCCAAUUCCAGCCGAAUAUUCACCUAUGGAAAGCGGACUCUCGAGCUGGACCUUUCGCUGCGCAGACCCUUCACUUGGCAAUUCACAGUAGCAGAUGUGGCAACAGCCAUAAUCGGUGCAGACUUGCUAAGCUACUACAAUCUACUAAUAGACCUGAAAGGCAAAAGACUAAUUGAUUCAACGACAGGCUUAGCCUCUGAUGGCAAAGUGCUGAAGACCCAGAACAUUAACAUUUCCACAAUUAACCCACAGGAACCAUUCAGAAACCUGCUCAAUAAAUAUAUAACAAUUACGAAAACACAACAGGCAUUAACAAUAAAACCAUCUCCUUUUGCCCACAGAAUUCCCACAACAGGUCCACCAGUUGCUGCCCGGUUCAGGAAGAUUUUUGGUGAAAAAGCAUCAGCUGCAAAAGCCGAGAUACAAAAUCUCCUGAACAGGGGCAUUUUGAGACCUUCAAGCAGUCCGUGGGCAAGUCCUAUACAUAUGGUGUCAAAAAGGAUGGAUCUUAUAGACUCUGUGGUGACUAUAGAAAACUUAAUAAGUGAUCUAGAUUAUCACUUUCACAUAUUAAUACAGUUUGUAAAAAAUUAA